This is a messenger RNA of Chinchilla lanigera (long-tailed chinchilla), 1920 nucleotides long. It is a transcript of the gene Sapcd2, whose product is annotated as suppressor APC domain containing 2. The record is from RefSeq and is a predicted model, not a curated record. The transcript has 6 exons. NCBI's taxonomy places the organism in Eukaryota, Metazoa, Chordata, Mammalia, Rodentia, Chinchillidae. The annotation marks the transcript as partial.
CCCACCGAGCCCGCGCGGCCCCAGAGCGCGGCGCUGGAGCGAAGUCCGAGCGCGGACGCGGGUGCUGUGACCUGCAGGGCCCCUGAGGUGGGUGUGGGGGAUGCCCGGCGGGCCCCGCGUGCCCGAGGGGAGCGUCGGAGGCACACGAUCACCAAUGGCGUGGACUGUGGCCUGCUGAAGCAGGUGAAGGAGCUGGAGCAGGAGCAGGAGGUGCUGCUGCAGGGCCUGGAGAUGAUGGCACGCGGCCGAGACUGGUACCAGCAGCAGCUGCAGCGGGUGCAGGAGCGCCAGCGCCGCCUGGGCCAGAGCAGAGCGGGCGCUGACUUCGGGGCUGCCGGGAGCCCCCGCCCGCUGGGCCGCCUGCUGCCCAAGGUGCAGGAAGUGGCACGGUGCCUGGGGGAGCUGCUGGCUGCUGCCUGUGCCGGCACGGGCACCUGCCCGGCCCCCACCUUGUCCUCAGCCCCCAGCUGGCAGCAGCAGACCAUCCUCAUGCUGAAGGAGCAGAACCGACUCCUCACCCAGGAGGUGACCGACAAAAGCGAGCGGAUCACACAGCUGGAGCAGGAGAAGUCGGCGCUCAUCAAGCAGCUGUUCGAGGCCCGCGCUCUCAGCCAGCAGGAGGCAGGGCCCCUGGACUCCACCUUCAUCUAGCCUGAUGGAGAAGCCUCAGCCAGCUGGGGACCUGGAGGAGCCCCACCUCUGCUUGCAGCCUGGGCUUCCUGACCGGGAUGCCACCCGCUGCUGGCCUCGGGCUGUGACCUGAGUGGGGUGACAGCCGAAGCUGCUCCUGCCACUGUCAGUGGACAGUGGGGGACCCCUCUUCUGCCUCCCAGAUCUCAGGCAUCCCUGGAGAGAGAGAGGGCAUGUUGACAGCUCUCCUGUCCCCUCCUGCGGUGACCCUGGAGUCCCUGGUCCUUAGGAAAAGUGGUCACCCCAGGCUCCAUUUCCAAUAAUGGCCAGCAGAGGGCGACAAGGGAGCAGUGGCCCCUGACCUGCAGCCAUUGUGUGAGGGGCAGGGUGCACCCAGGGGUCCAGGGUCAGAUCCCUUCCCUCAACCAGGGUCCUAAGACAUGGUGUCUGUGGCUCAGAUGGGAGCAGACUGGGCGUGGGGUGCCCUGCAGGCACAGCUUGGCCUGUUGGGGGAGCCCAGGAUGGGGCCAGGGCUGGGAAGGGGUCCUGGCCAGUGCUAGGAAGGGGCUGGGCUUCGCUUGCCUGCCUCCUGCAGAUCCCAGGCCCUAAGAGGACAUGGCUUUGGGGUGCUUUUCUUUCUUUUUGCCUCAUUUUUCUUUUUUUAUAGUACUGGAGAUUGAACCCAAGGGUUUUGCACUAAGCUGCAUCCCCAGCACUUUUUAAUUUUGAUAUAGAGUCUUGCACAUUGUCCAGGCUUGGCUGGGACUUGCAGUCUGUCGGCUCCCCUUCAAAAUGCUGGGAUUACAGGGUGCACCACCACACCUGUCUUUGCUUUUUUUUUUUUUUUUUUUUUUUGAGGCAGGGUUUUGCCCUGUAGUCCAGGCUAGCCUUCAAACUGGUCAUGUAGCUCAGGCAAUCUUCCUGACUCAGCCUCCUGAGUGCUACAAUUACAGCACUGGUCACCAUGUCCUGGGCCCCCAGUGAGAUGUGGGCAGAGCCUUCCCCACACACUGCUCUUGCAAGAUUCCAGGGAUUGGGGAGCUGAUCCCUCGGUCCUGGGGUAGGCAAGGGGAAAGAGCCAUGGGGCACAGGAGGAGACCGGGUGUGCCUGGCAGGCUGGGUGGGGGAGGCGCCCCCACUUGGCCCAGCCUGCUGGUCCCAGGCUCAGUUCCACAAGAUCCACCAUUAUUGGUGGAGUCACCGUGGACCCUGUGGCGCGGCCUCUGACAGGGUCCAGCCGCUUCCUGUUGUUCUCAGAUCUUCUCAGAUAAACCUGGUGUUUCCACAUAG